AUGGAUCCAUUGGACUGGUCAAUUGCCAACCUGGGGAAAAAAUUAAAAAAUCAAUUAGCUGGAUUGGCUUUACAACCUAAACUUGUUAUAGAUGAGCCUUGUAGAUGUAUUCGUGAGGCUGAGUUUGGGGUUUGGAACAAAAAAAGUUUCUUGACGGCCUUUGCUAAUAAAGCAGAUAAUUAUCAGUAUAUAAUUGAAAUUGAAUUGGUAGAAAAGAAAGAAAAAAGAAAAUCAUUAAAUGAUGAACUCGGGAAAUUUUCCAAGAAUGUUUCAACAUAUGUAGAUGUAAUUGUUCUUGAUACUUCCAGAAAUAUUGGAUUCUCUGGUGUUCCAUUUAAAACCAAAGUGUUAUUACAAUCAACAACUGUCUCGUUCAUUGGUGGAUUUGCCUUUUUGACAAUGGCUGAUGUAGAAAUGAGUGAGGAGGAGAAGGUUGAAGUGAGUAGCAGUGACUAUGUAGAAGAAGAAUCUGUUAGUGGGAAAAAGAAAGUAAUGAAUCUGUAUUAG
Entrophospora sp. SA101 is the source of this 507-nucleotide messenger RNA. NCBI's taxonomy places the organism in Eukaryota, Fungi, Glomeromycota, Glomeromycetes, Entrophosporales, Entrophosporaceae. The record is from the annotation of a GenBank genome assembly.